Molecule: messenger RNA, 3799 nt
Organism: Clupea harengus (Atlantic herring)
Lineage: Eukaryota; Metazoa; Chordata; Actinopteri; Clupeiformes; Clupeidae
Product: cAMP-specific 3',5'-cyclic phosphodiesterase 4B-like
Exons: 18
Coding region: 1424-3799 (791 amino acids)
Biological process (GO): signal transduction
Molecular function (GO): 3',5'-cyclic-nucleotide phosphodiesterase activity
Source: RefSeq, a predicted model, not a curated record
CGAACAAAUCAGUUAUUGAUUACUGACAGCUAAUCAGUCUGAUCAGAUUGCAUUGUGGCCUCGAAUUGUCUGGAUAUAACCAAUAACCCCUGAUUCAAUAGCUAUUCUUUUUGUAAAUGGAAAUCCUUAACGAAUUUAUGUGUCCGUGCAGAGCAAUGAAUAAAUAUUGGUUUAAUAUCACAUUCAUCUUAUGUUCAAUAUAUGGCAAACACUGGGGCUGUGAAAGCUUUUCAAACGUUAAAUUGGUAACAUUAAAUAUAUGUAGAGGUGGUAGGUAAGGUUGAGUCCAGAUUCGCUUAUCUGUAGUGCUUGGGAGAGAGUAGGCUUUAGUGGCAGAUUACGUUAUUUGGCUUUGGAAUAUAAAACCUUCUAAAUUGCUUUAGUAGUCAACUACAAACUAACCAAAUAAGGAAGACACUGUUUUUUAAAUAAACACUCGUUUAUAAUGGGAUCUGUGUAUAACACGGCUACCCACACCGGCCAACAAGACCUGCGAAAGCUAUACCAGCAUAUGGCCAGUGUGGGCAAGAUGCGCAACUGUGAGUGGGAUACCUCCCAUAACUGCGCUCGUAUCAGACUAGUAUAAGCGCGACGAGGUUCGUCUUCCAGGCAGGGUUUUGGGGUUGGGAUGCUGUAUCACAAAAAUCUACCCCCCCUCCCGCCUGCGUGAUGCACCACAGUCGGCGCGCGCGUAGCCUAUAGUGUGUGUCUGCUGGUUAGUGGGUGGUGUGCGCGCGGGGUGGCUGGUGAAUAGCAGUAGCGUAUUGGGAGGGGGGCGCACUAGUCUCACAGAGCAGCGGAUAUUCCCAAAGCCUUUGUGUGUUUUUUCUAUUUUUUUUCUCUUCCUUACCGCCCUGACAGACUGGUUCUCUGCAGAGAGAGAGAGAGAAGGAGCGAGUGAAGGAGAAAGAGUGCGAGAGAGGGGGGACACGAUCUAUCCAUCCAUUGAUCUUGAGGGGAUCAAGGUUUUGCAUCAUCCAUCAUCCAAACCUGAAUCAACUAGUAGUUUGGAUUAUGGUGUCUUUUGCCAACUCCUCUGGAUCAGGCAACCAAUCAAAGCUUGGAUUACAGUAAAGUCCACACAACAAGAAGAGCAAGGCGGGAUGGCAGCCUUUGCGUUUGGAUAUCGAAUAACCAAUCGGCUCUGGGAUUAUUAACCAAAGGGAAACGGGUGCGAUCAAUCCACAUCCAGGAAGUGAAACCACACGCUCUUUUCCCCGCGCCGCACUUGUGAUUGGUGGAAGUUUUGGCUCCCAGGUUACCUGGGUAACAGAGGCAGAUGGGGGUGAAGGUGUGAGCCGGCGUGACCCCGGUUUGACCCCGGUUUGACCCUGGCGCGACCCUGUUUGACCUGGCUCUCCACCUGCUCUGCUGCCUGGGUUCCGCUCCGGUUCGUUCCGGAGCCAAGAACCAGCCAAUCAGGAUGAAGAAGAGCCGCAGCGUGCUGACUGUGACUGGUGAAGAGGACCAUGACACAUCAGAGGGCGGGGAGAAGGAGGAGGAGUCAGCACGCUACAGCCGCUCCUACACGUCGGGCAGCACGCUGGGGGCGGAGCUCCGACGUGGGCGGAGCCACCGGCUCUCCUCCAGCCUGCAGGUGCCGUGCUGGCUCCGCCCCCGAGACCGCACCCGCUCGCCAGAGGUGCUGAUGCCCCGCCCCACGACCCUGCCCCUCCGCAUCCCGCCACGCAUAGACAUCACACAGCCUGACCCCGACAGUUUUGAGCUGGAGAACGGCGUGUCUCCGGCGGGUCGGACCCCUCUGGACUUGCAGGCGAGUCCCGGCGUGAUGCUGCACCCGUCCUUCCCGCAGGGCCAGCGGCGCGAGUCCUUCCUCUACCGCUCGGACUCCGACUACGACAUGUCCCCCAAAACAGUCUCCCGCAACUCCUCCAUUGCCGGCGAAGGGCAUACAGCAGAGGACUUUAUUGUCACUCCCUUUGCUCAGGUGCUUGCCAGCUUACGGUCCGUGAGGAACAACUUCACCCUCCUCGCCAACGUCAGCUCGCCCACAGUCAAGAGGUCGCCAGUGAGCAUUCCGUCCCCAGGCCCCAAGUCCUCAUUAUCAGAUGACCAGUACCAGCAGCUGGCUGUAGAGACGCUAGAGGAGCUGGACUGGUGUUUGGAUCAGCUGGACACCAUCCAGACACAUCGCUCUGUCAGUGACAUGGCCUCCAGCAAGUUUAAGAGAAUGUUAAAUCGGGAGCUGUCGCAUCUCUCAGAGAUGAGUCGCUCGGGCAACCAGGUGUCAGAAUAUAUCUCCAGCACAUUCCUCGACCAGCAGAAUGAGGGGGAGCUCCCGUCUCCCACGCUGAAGGAGAAGCCCAUGAGUUACAUCCCCGGAGUCAGAGAGCUCUCGCACGCGCACGCACACGCCCUCUCCCUUGCCACGCUGCCACGCUUCGGAGUCAACACAGAGCACGAGGACGAGCUGGCCAAGGAGCUGAAGGAGUUAGACAACUGGAGCUUCAACAUCUUCAGAGCGGCAGACCUCUCCAACAACAGACCCCUCAGCUGCAUCAUGUUCACCAUCUUUCAGAAAAGAGAUCUGCUGAAGACGUUCCAGAUCCCCGUGGAGACCUUCGUCCUGUACGUGAUGACGCUGGAGGACCACUACCACUCCAACGUGGCGUACCACAACAGCCUGCACGCCGCCGACGUCACCCAGUCCACGCACGUGCUGCUGUCCUCGCCCGCAUUGAACGCUGUGUUCACAGAUCUGGAGAUCCUGGCCGCUCUAUUUGCAGCAGCCAUUCAUGAUGUCGACCACCCUGGAGUCUCCAACCAGUUCCUCAUCAACACCAACUCAGAGCUGGCUCUGAUGUACAACGAUGAGUCUGUGCUGGAGAACCAUCACCUGGCCGUGGGCUUCAAGCUGCUGCACCAGGAGAACUGCGACAUCUUCCAGAACCUCACCAAGCGCCAGCGGCAGAGCCUACGCAAGCUGGUCAUCGAUAUGGUGCUGGCCACUGACAUGUCUAAGCACAUGACUCUGUUGGCCGACCUGAAGACCAUGGUGGAAACCAAGAAGGUCACAAGUUCAGGGGUUCUGCUCCUAGACCACUACACUGAUCGGCUACAGGUGUUGAGGAACAUGGUGCACUGUGCGGACCUGAGUAACCCCACCAAGCACCUGUCCCUGUACCGCCAGUGGACGGAGCGCAUCAUGCAGGAGUUCUUCAGGCAGGGCGACAAGGAGCGCGAGAAAGGCAUGGAGAUCAGCGCCAUGUGUGACAAACACACCGCCUCUAUAGAGAAGAGUCAGGUGGGUUUCAUCGACUACAUAGUCCACCCUCUGUGGGAGACGUGGGGGGACCUGGUGCACCCCGCCGCCCAGGACAUCCUGGACACGCUGGAGGAGAACCGCGACUGGUACCAGAGCACCAUGCCCCAGAGCCCGUCGCCGCCGCUCGACCGGAACCAGCUCGGACCGCCGGCCGACCGCUUCCAGUUCGAGCUCUCGCUGGAGGAGGACGCCCAGCAGAACCAGAACUCGAGCUCGUACCGGAACCACAACAGCCGGGAGGAGCGGAAUGGCAACGGGAACCGGCAGGACCCAAACUGCAACAAUGGUUGCUACGGAGACUCGGAGGAGGUCAGUAACCACGUGGAUCACAACCACGUGGAUGAGAACCACGUGGAGGCAGAGGAGGACGCGGAGGAGGACGCGGCGGACGGAGAACUGGAGAAUGCAGAACAGGAUCAGAACCAGAUGGAGGAGUUGGAUGGGGAGGGAGAACCAGAGGAGAACCACUGUGAGACAGAGGAAGGGGAGGGAGAGGAGGAGGCCUACUGGUAG